AUGGAAGUUGCAAAGGCUGAAACACCAACACCAUCGACGUUCUUCGAAGCUGCCACUAAAAAGAGAAAAGCGACGGAAGAACUGGACGCCGAUCAUGAUGCAAGGCUGCGAUGGAAAUUUGCUAAGGAGCUGAGGCUCUGUGACGCUUGGUACAUGAAAAGGCUCAACGGCAGUGAUGUUAGCAAAAGCCGGAAAAAUCUGGCGGUGAGCAAGAGCUGGGUGGUUGAGCAGGUCUUGCCUUUCUUCGCCGCUAGCGCUGCCGCGAGAGUCGAGCGUGGUGAGAGUGAGAGAGUUAUUGUUCACGACUGUGAGCAAGACUCACUCCAUGUGUUGUAUUUGAAGAAGCUGAAAACGGGGAGGUUCGUCUUUGUUGGGAGGUGGAAAGAUGACUUUGUGAUUAGGAGAAAUUUGAAGAAGGGCGAUGAAAUUGGUCUGUGUUGGCACGGAGACAAAUCCAUGUUCAGUUUUACUGCUUUUUAUCGGAACUAG
Messenger RNA from Rosa rugosa (rugosa rose), 489 nucleotides. RefSeq names its product B3 domain-containing protein At4g02870-like. The transcript has a single exon. NCBI's taxonomy places the organism in Eukaryota, Viridiplantae, Streptophyta, Magnoliopsida, Rosales, Rosaceae. The record is from RefSeq and is a predicted model, not a curated record. Gene Ontology annotation, molecular function: DNA binding. Bases 1 to 489 code for a protein of 162 amino acids.